AUGGCAAACUUCAAGAAACUUGACGAUGUCUCACCUAACAAAGAUGAUUCGAGUGUUUUGGUUAGAGUUUCUAAGAUGUGGGAUACGUUGGAGGCAGAUCAGGGGGAAGGCCUAAGUUUUCUUUUUGUUGACAAUCAGGGCACAAAGAUGCAAGCAUUCGUUGAACAAGCAAAUCAGAUGAAUAGGUUUAAGAGAUGUCUUCAUGAAGGGGAAUGCAAGAUUCUAACCGGAUUUUCAGUUAUUAUGGUGGAUACAGAGUUCCGAUUGACAGAAGCAAGAAAGAAGAUUGCUCUAACGUCCAACACCGAAGUCACACCUGCAGCGGAUUUCGAUGUUUUUGUUCACCUAGACAUUCUGCCUUAUGAAUAUGUCUUAGACUACAGUUCUAAUGUUCAAUCUUCUUUUACCAGAGAUUUUCUAGGGUUUAUAUAUGAAGUGAAGAUCACCAAGCUCACGGAAGAUGACUCUAUUCCUAGGAACACACUAAACGAUGCUCCAAAAAUCACUAACUCGAUAGAUUUCACCCUCCAGGAUAACGAUGGGGUUCGAAUACUUUGCCGUGCAAAGGGCGGCCUUAGAGCUAAAUUUUUACGAUUUUGGCUCUACUAUGGUAAAACGGAGACCAUAGUAUGUCUCUUAACUGAUUGGCGGAUUCUUGGGAUAGACGAUCCUGUUCAUGUCGGAAGUGAAGAAGGAAUCUCUACAUUUGAAUUCAAUCCUAUUGGAAUCGAUGAGGUUGAUUACUUCACGGAUAAAUGUGCUCUUCUGAUCAAGACAGCGAGGAAGUGGAAGAACAAGAAAUGGAAUUCGAUUACUUUAACGGUUGUAAAAGCGACAAUAAAAAGUGAUCUGCAUAGUGGACUGUCUACGAAAAUUUCCGAAGAUGUUUCAGUUUAA
Molecule: messenger RNA, 897 nt
Organism: Microthlaspi erraticum
Lineage: Eukaryota; Viridiplantae; Streptophyta; Magnoliopsida; Brassicales; Brassicaceae
Source: the annotation of a GenBank genome assembly